Molecule: messenger RNA, 816 nt
Organism: Metopolophium dirhodum (rose-grain aphid)
Lineage: Eukaryota; Metazoa; Arthropoda; Insecta; Hemiptera; Aphididae
Product: zinc finger BED domain-containing protein 5-like
Exons: 2
Coding region: 1-816 (271 amino acids)
Source: RefSeq, a predicted model, not a curated record
AUGUUGUCACGUUUAUUUGAGCUUCGAGAGGAGUUGAAGGUUUUUUUAAUCGAUAAAGGUAUGAACUAUUUAUAUGAGCAACUUUGUGAGCCAAAAAUUGAAAUGCAAAUUGCAUAUCUUGCGGAUAUAUUUGCCCACUUAAAUCACCUACAUUUUCAACUGCAAGGUUUUGGUAAUGUUAAACUUGAAGGUUCCGCAAAUAUUUUCGCAUUUGAAGAUAAAGUUCGCGCUUUUGUCUGCAAGAUAAAUCUUUGGAUUGACAAAACUCAGGUGAAAAAUUAUUCUGUAUUUCCUACACUGCAAGUUCUUAUUGAUGACGAACACUACAAAUGUUUUACAGUAGAUAUUCAGAAUAAUGUAUUAGAACACUUAAGAGUCCUUAAAGAAGAAUUUACCAGAUACUUUCCAGAAUAUGGUGUAGUAAACACUGAUGUUGUUAAGAAGGUUAUUCGUAAUCCUUUCACUGUCGAAGUCAACAACGUUCAAGAAGAAAUGCAAGAAGAAUUAAUAGAUCUUCAAAACGAAAGCAACUUGAAGAGUUCUUUUGAAUAUAGUACAAACUUUGAAGAGUUUUGGUGUAAAAAGGCCAUGGGAUAUCCAAACAUUCAGCAAACAGCAUUACGUUUCCUCAUGGUUUUUUCAACCACAUAUUAUAUAACGUUGGCCAUUUGUCAGACGACUCCUUCAAGAAAGCCAGACCAAUUCACCACAAUGGAUGGUUUACCAGUUCUGAGGGAAAUAACCCGCGAGAUGCGCAAUCAACUGGAUUUUCUUGAGUGGGGACGUAAUGCAAACGAGCCAAAAUUUCAAAUAUGA